This is a messenger RNA of Daucus carota subsp. sativus, 860 nucleotides long. Its product is annotated as high mobility group B protein 7. Bases 69 to 683 code for a protein of 204 amino acids. The record is from RefSeq and is a predicted model, not a curated record. NCBI's taxonomy places the organism in Eukaryota, Viridiplantae, Streptophyta, Magnoliopsida, Apiales, Apiaceae. Gene Ontology annotation, cellular component: nucleus. Gene Ontology annotation, molecular function: DNA binding. The transcript has 8 exons. Gene Ontology annotation, biological process: polar nucleus fusion.
AACCCCUCUACACAAACAAACACACAGUUGUAUCAAAUCUGCAAAGUGCGAGAGAGAGCGAGAGAGAGAUGGCUGGAACCAAAGCGGCGAAGAGUUCGAGUGUUGGUACCGUGAGGAAGAGAGUGGAGGCGCAAGCUGCUGCGCUCAAACGCGCUAGAGACGGCAGUGCUUUUGUCCGAUGUGAGGAAUGCAAUAAGGAUGUUGCUGCUGCGUUGAUUGGUAUGCAUAGCUGCAGCAGCGAGGCCAAGUUGAAGACCAAUCUUGAGUCUCUGGUUGUUGAGAGUCAGACUGAGGCUAUAAAGAAGAAACCGAAAACUGAAUCUGCAGCUGCUAAGAAAGAGAGGAAGCCUAAAGAACCAAAGAAGCCUAAAGAUUCAAGCAAGCCUAAGCGCCAUGCCACUGCCUUCUUUGUUUUCAUGGAGGAUUUUAGGAAGACAUUUAAGGAAGAGCAUCCUGAUAAUAAGAGUGUUGCAGUGGUUGCAAAGGAAGGUGGUGAGAAAUGGAAAUCCUUGACUGAUGAAGAGAAGAAGGUAUAUAUUGAUAGAGCUGCAGAGAGGAAGGCUGAGUAUGAAAGGAAUUUGAAGGAGCAAAAUGAUGAAGCAGAAGAUAAUGAAGGAGCAAACCCUGAUGAAGAAGGUGAAAAUGAGGAAGCAAAGGUUGAGACAGUAGAUGAUGAUGAGUAAAACUAUGCCACUCUGUGUUCAUAGCUGCAUUGUUUCUCUUCGACUGUUUAGACUCGUUUAGAUGAUUUAGUAGAUGCUAUUAUGUAAAUUUUUGGAUAUUGGAACAAUGUUUUGUGACAAGAUUAGAUGUGGCCACUUAUGUUCCUUUAUAUGAAAAUGAAAAUCUUUUGUUUACUA